AUGACUUUCCAUCCAGACUUUCUCCCUGAUCUCACGGGCAAAGUGUUCAUAGUCACAGGUGGGAAUUCCGGCAUAGGCUACUACACCGUAGCCCACCUAGCAGAACACGGCGCCCACGUUUACAUGUGCGCCCGGUCCCCAGAAAAGGGCGCAGCAGCCAUCGCCAACAUCAAGAAAAUGUACUCGUCAGCCAAUAUCGACCUCCUCAGAAUGGAUCUCAGGGACCUCACCAGCGUCGUUACAGCCGCCAAGCACUUCCUCACUCUCGAAACCGCCCUACACGGCCUGGUCAACAACGCAGGCAUCAUGGCGACGCCCUUCGAAAUGACCAAAGACGGCCACGAGGCCCAGUGGCAGACCAACUACCUCGCGCACUGGGUGUUGACGGAGCACCUGCUUCCUCUGAUGCUGCGGACCGCCAGGACGCUUCCUCCCGGCAGCGUGCGCAUCGUCAACCUAACUUCAUCGGGCCACUUGGGUGCACCCAAGGGCGGCAUCAAUUUCAAGGACCUGUCACUCAAGUAUAGCGGUCCGUGGGCCCGGUACGGACAGAGCAAGCUCGCCAACAUUCUGCACACCAAAACCCUGCACAAGAAGUACGGCCCCGGUUCUUCCAGUGCGCAGAACGGGCAGGGUGAGAUCUGGGUUUCGUCCGUGCAUCCAGGGCUGGUUGAGACGAACCUUGCCACGUCGCUGGGGGAGUCGGGGUCAAGCAUGAUGAGUCUUUUCUCGGUCGUACGCAUGUUUGGAUUGAUGUGGCCUGCCGAUACGGGGUCGUGGAACAGCCUGUUUUGUGUGGCGAGUCGGGAUAUGACGGCCGAGCAGAGCGGCAUGUAUCUCGAAAUCUUCCGGCGGUUUGGGGAGCCUUGGUGGCAGAGCGGUGCGGCCAAGGACGUUAAGCUUGCAGAGAGGUUGGAGGAGUGGACGAGGGAGGCAAUGAAGAAGGAAGGUUGGGUUCGGUGA
Capronia coronata CBS 617.96 is the source of this 963-nucleotide messenger RNA. RefSeq lists its product as uncharacterized. NCBI's taxonomy places the organism in Eukaryota, Fungi, Ascomycota, Eurotiomycetes, Chaetothyriales, Herpotrichiellaceae. The record is from RefSeq and is a predicted model, not a curated record. The coding region runs from base 1 to 963 and encodes 320 amino acids. The transcript has 2 exons.